This is a messenger RNA of Perkinsus marinus ATCC 50983, 701 nucleotides long. Its product is annotated as RNA-binding protein, putative. Lineage: Eukaryota; Perkinsozoa; Perkinsida; Perkinsidae. Gene Ontology annotation, biological process: mRNA cis splicing, via spliceosome. Bases 4 to 699 code for a protein of 231 amino acids. Gene Ontology annotation, cellular component: nuclear cap binding complex. Gene Ontology annotation, molecular function: RNA cap binding. The transcript has 7 exons. The record is from RefSeq and is a predicted model, not a curated record.
GUCAUGGCGCAUCUCUACGUUGAUUUGACUCCGAGUACGAAGUACUAUGAUAAGAAGUCGGGCUUGACCAGAGAGGAGUGGUAUGAUAGUUUGCAGAGGUCGUCGACGCUGUAUGUUGGCAACCUCAGCUUUUACACAACGGAGGAGCAAAUUAUGGAAUUGUUCUCGAAGUGCGGUAAAGUUAAAAAGGUGACGAUGGGUUUAAAUCGAUUCAAGAAAUCCCCCUGUGGCUUCUGCUUUGUGGAGUACGACUCCCGAGAGGACGCGGCAUGGGCACAGAAUUUGCUCAAUACCUCUAGCUUUGAUGAUAGGGUCAUCAGAGUAGACUGGGACAGCGGAGUGUCAGCAGGAAGGCAGUUCGGUCGCGGUCAGACAGGUGAUCAAUGGCGAGAUGAUUUCCGGGAUGACUUCGACCCCUCUAGAGGGGGCCAGGGCCGAGGCUUAUUGAAGGCACUUGAGAGCGGUGACGGUAACCAGUUGUUUGUUGGGAAGAGGGAUAGAGAGACACGGUCUAACGACUUCUACUAUGGCCAGCGUAAGGGUGGAGGAGGAGGAUUCCGUCGUGCAUCAUUUGGGUCGUAUGGGAGUGGAGGAAAGGGCACCUAUUCACAGUAUCAGCAAGGGGGAAGGCAGUACCAGUCGGAAGGAGGUGGUCAGCAGGGAGGCGAGGAAAGGCCGUAUAAGAGGGCACGAUACUAGGA